UUCAGGGCGAUCCAGGUCCUAUGGCUCCUAAAGAAUCAAAGUCUCCAAAGGCCAAAAAGAGAAAAGAUACAGAUGCAGACCAUGAUUACCCCCGCAAGAAAAAGGUGUCCAGGAAACACAACUCUGACAGCACAGUGAAGAAAAAAGCAGCCAAAAAGCCCACAAAAGCAGCAAAGGAAGAAGAAAAUGGACCUCAAGAAGAAGCCACACCCAGAAGAAGAUCAGCAAACACACCUCAGCAAGAACCGAAAUCCACGUCAGGCAGGAGGAAAAAGAACAAUACAGAGCCAGCUGCAGGUCUGAUUCUAAUAAUACUCCCAUUUUCUGAAAAUAUUAAGAGCCUGAUCUUUGAGGAUCCAAUUCCCACACACUUAUCUGUGUGCGCAAACUAUAAAAUUGCAUGUACUGUUGGUGGACGUGUUGUAUGUGAUCUACUUUGUGCAAUUGAUAGCAGCAAAAGUGGCACAGAUCACCCUAUUUUUGUGUACUAGAAGCAUUAUGUGCCCUUGGAAACACUUCUUUCCCUCUACAUUCAUGUUAUUAUGCUCUCCACACUGGAGGGGGGCUUAUAUUAGAUUAUAGCACAUAUCGAUCAUCUAACACCUUUUCUGCAAUAUAGAAUCACAGUAUGUAUACUAUUUGCAGCAGGAAUGAUCAAACUGCAUAUUGCAAGACAUUUUUUUUAGGAGUUAUACUAAAUACAAAAAAAAAAAACGCAACGCUUUUGUUCUUGUUCCCAAUUUAAAUGAACUCAAAGAUCGAAAACUUUGACUAUAAACACAAAAUACCUGUUCCUCUCAAAUAUUGUUCACAAAUCUGUAUACAUUUGUUAGUGAGCAUUUUUUCUUUGCCAAGAUAAUCCAUCCCACCUGACAGGUGUGCCUUGAGCUGUCCAAAAUAAAAGGCCACUGUGAAAUGUGCAGUUUUAUCACACAACACAAUGCUUCAGAUGUCGCACGUUUUGAGGGAGCGUGCAGUAGGCAUGCUGACUGCAGCAAUGUCCACCAGAGCUGUUGCCCGUCAAUUAAAUGUUUAUUUCUCCGCCAUAAGAAUAGAAUAGAAUAGAAAGUACUUUAUUGAUCCCUGGGGGAAAUUCAGCACCACAGUUCGCUCACAAUAAACAAUGAUAAUAAUAAAUAAUAUAAUAUAUAUGAAUAAUAUAAAUAUAUUCUACAUUUAAGUGCAGUCAAGGAACAUAUGCAUUAUACAGUCUGAUGGCUGUCGGUGUGAAGGACCUCCUGUGUCGUUCCGUGUUGCAUUUUGGGAGUCUGAGCCUUCCACUGAAUGUGCUCAUUCUCUCUGCAAGGUCCGAGUGUAGUGGGUGGGAGGUGUUGUCCAUAAUGGCUAGGAGUUUUGCUAGACUUCUCUCUGACACCACCGCCAGAGAGUCCAGCUCCACUCCCAUCUUGUUACUGGCCUUCUCUACCAACUUGUCCAGUCUGUAUGUGUCCCUCACUCUCAGCCCACUGCCCCAGCAGGCCACGGCGUACAAGAGGGCGCCUGCCACCAGCGACUCGUAGAACAUCUUCAACAUCUUUGUACAGACGUUGAAGGAUCCUAGCCUCCAAAGGAAAUAUAGAUUCGGCUCUGUCCCUUCUUGUAGAGGGCCUCAGCGUGUUUUGACCCAUUCAGCUUGUUGUCCAUGUGUACUCCGAGGUAUUUAUAAUCCUCUACCAUGUCCACAUCCACCCCCUUGAUGGAAAGAGGGGUCGCCAGAGUACUCCUCCUCCUUCCCAGGUCCACAACCAGCUCCUUGGUCUCCGUAACAUUGAGCUGGAGGUGGUUCUUUCCACACCAUGUGACAAAGUCCUCCACCAGUGUCCUGUAUUCCUCGUCAUCACCUUCCUCAAUACACCCCACUAUCGCAGAGUCAUCAGAAAACUUCUGAAGGUGGCAGGACUCUGACUGAUAGUGGAAAUGGGUGGUGUAAAUGGUGUAGAGGAAGGGGGAAGAGUACUGUAGCCUCCGGGGCCCCGGUGUUGCUGACCAGCCUGUCAGACACACAGUCCUGCAGUGGCAUAUACUGUGGUCUGUCAGUCAGGUAAUCUACAACCCAGGACACCAAGGGGGCCUCCACCUGCAUCUUCUCCAACUUCACACCCAGUAGCCCAGGCCGUUUAGUAUAAGCCGCCUCCAAAGGUGUUUCAGAGAAUUUGGCAAUACAUCCAACUGGCCUCACAGCCGCAGACCAUAUUGAUUGGCUGAGACCUGCCACCCGGACAGCUGCUACAACAAUUGGUUUGCUUAACCAUAGCAUUUCUGCACAAACUGUAAGAAACUACCAUGAAUUGAUUAACGUGGACCCCGACUUAAACAAGUUGAAAAACAUAUUGGGGUGUUACCAAUUAGUGGUCAAUUGUACGGAAUAUGUACUGAACUGUGCAAUCUACUAAUAAAAGUAUCAAUCAAUCAA
Molecule: messenger RNA, 2413 nt
Organism: Nerophis ophidion (straightnose pipefish)
Lineage: Eukaryota; Metazoa; Chordata; Actinopteri; Syngnathiformes; Syngnathidae
Exons: 3
Coding region: 21-491 (156 amino acids)
Source: RefSeq, a predicted model, not a curated record